AAAAUUACAUUUUGUGCUAAUUGGUACAGUCCUGAACAAAUAAUAAUUGAAAAAAUUUGACAGCAAAUUGUGUAUUAUGCAAAAAGUAGAUCUAUCGUUUCAGAUCAUAUUUCCCUGAAACCUACCGAACCCACCGAAGAUACCAUCCUGUAUCUGGGGUGCUUUUGUAUUUCCACUGCUAUUUACCCUAUGGAACUUUGGUUGAAUAACAGUGUUCAUUUGCUAAUUAAAAUUCGUUUUCAAUCCCCAGACAAAAUAGCAGAUUAUGUCACCUCACUCGUCCUGUGAAAUAGAAGGAAUUGUACUUGAAAUCGCAACUCACCGAAAAACCCUGUCCCCUAUUCUUGUAAAUGGUCCUUCCAAUAAUGGAUGCCUUUCUGUAAAGAGAUUUGCUCGACCUCACUAAACAUUAACAUGAGUGAGUUGAAGGACUGCCCCCCUCUGAAGUACUAUGACUUCAAACCUGUUGAGCACGUGAAAGUAUGCCCUCGGUACAGUGCUGUGCUUAGCCGCUCAGAAGACGAUGGCAUCGGUAUAGAGGAAUUGGACACACUACAGUUGGAGCUGGAGACGCUUCUGUCCUCUGCCAAUCGCCGCCUCAGAGCUCUAGAGGAACAGAGACAGAUCCUCACAGACUGGCAGGAUAAGAAGGGGGACAAGCGUUUCCUGAAGCUGGGGAAGGAUGCAGACCUCUCUGCCACGUCAAGGCACAAAACCAAGAAGCAGAAGCUAGAUGGCAAGGGUGGUCAUGGUACUGGACCUGGACCUGGCAGACCUAAAUCCAAGAACUUGCAGCCAAAGGUCCAGGACUAUGAGUUCAGUGAAGAUCCUCAAGACAUUCCCCGUAAUCCUAAAAAUGAUGCUCCAAACAGAUUUUGGGCAUCAGUUGAGCCAUACUGUGCUGACAUCACAAAUGAAGAGAUCCGAGUUCUGGAAGAACUCUUGAAGCCUCCAGAGGAUGAGGCAGAAUAUUACAAGAUUCCAGCAUUAGGGAAACACUACUCCCAGCGGUGGGCACAGGAGGAUCUGCUGGAGGAGCAGAGGGAAGGAGCUCGGGCCAAUGACAAAAAGAAAAGCCUUUUGGGACCGCUUUCUGAGUUGGACGCCAAAGACGUGGAUGCUUUGUUAAAGAAGUCAGAGUCUCAACAUGACAGUCCCGAGGAUGGCUGUCCCUUUGGUCCUCUCACACAACGCCUGCUUCAGGCCCUUGUUGAGGAAAACAUUAUAUCCCCCAUGGAAGAUUCCCCAAUUCCAGACAUUUCAGGGAAAGAUGGAGGAAACGACGGGGCUGGGACCUCACCUCGCAGCCAAGGAAAAACCUUCAGUGUUCCUCACACCCGUUCACUGGAGGCCCGGAUCAAGGAGGAGCUGGUGGCUCAGGGGCUGCUGGACUCUGAGGAGCGGCCGGGGGCAGGAGGAGACUCGGAGGACGAGGUGCUGGCAGAACUCCACAAGAGACAGGCGGAGCUCAAAGCCCUGAGUACCCACAACCGUGCCCGCAAGCAGGAGCUGCUCAGGCUGGCUAAGGAGGAGAUGGGGAAGCAGGAGCUGAGGCAGAGGGUCAGAGUCUCUGACAACGAGGUCAUGGAGGGUUUCCGUCGCAUCAUGGCUGCCAGGCAAAAGAAACGCACACCAACCAAGAAGGAGAAGGAUCAGGCAUGGAAAUCCCUGAAGGAGAGAGACAGCAUCCUUAAGCUGCUGGAUGGAUGAAUGGCCAACCCUUUAGAGGCUUAGUCGUGGUGGGAGGGGAGCAGUGUUUCAGCAGUCAUUUGUAUCAUUAGAGUUUGUUAUAUAUAUUUGAUGUCCUUCCUUAGUUUAGUGAUCAUUAACACAUUUUAUACUUCCAGCAGUCUCAUGACAGGACAUUUAAUAUAGAUGUAGCAUGCUUUUUCAUAAAGUAACAUUUUCAAAGGCAUGUAUGUUUUGGUGGAUAUUUUUAUCCUGAUUAUGCACACUGCUUUCCAAAUGGGAACAUCCUUUACUGUGUUUAUGGGAACUUUCAGUCGUUUCAUGUAGGCCUAGCAUUCUGUUUCUGAGACAACCAUUUAAAAAUAAUGUUAUUGUAUUAACGCAAUUACAUAUCUGUGUUCCGAUGUGGAUUUUGUUGUCCAAUGUUUAUCACAAUAUGAAAAAAAUGACUGUGAAUGUUUGAAUAAAUUAAUAUCACUAA
Molecule: messenger RNA, 2170 nt
Organism: Osmerus eperlanus (European smelt)
Lineage: Eukaryota; Metazoa; Chordata; Actinopteri; Osmeriformes; Osmeridae
Gene: tada3l
Product: transcriptional adaptor 3 (NGG1 homolog, yeast)-like
Exons: 9
Coding region: 370-1710 (446 amino acids)
Biological process (GO): regulation of transcription by RNA polymerase II
Cellular component (GO): SAGA complex
Molecular function (GO): transcription coactivator activity
Source: RefSeq, a predicted model, not a curated record